CGCCUCUCAAAAUCUUUCCAAUUCAUUUUGCACUCAAAUUACUGUGCGAAUGAAUCAAUUCCUUCCUAUUACAUGGAAUUCAAACAGAAUUUGAAUACAGCUAAUAUUGAAAAUUUGCAAGAAGAUUACAUGGAUAAUGAGAAGUUUCGUUUCAACGUGCAGUUGGCUGUUUGUUCACAUCGAAUGGCUCAAGCAGAGUUGGACGAGGUCGCCGAUCAAUUCUCAAAUUCUCCACAUUUUUCCAGCAACUAUCCUCCAAAAAUUUUCCAAUUCAAAUUACUAAUUCUCAAAUUACUAAUCUUUCAGCAUUUAAGUCUUCCGUCGCGAAAAAUUCUUUGCAAAGAAAUUAUGUGGGAAAGUAAAUUGAGUGUACUGUUACCCACCCAAAUGGUGAAACUUUUCCUGAAAUGGUCUCACGAAAUGAAACUACAAAUGGAAUCCAGACUUUGGUCGAUGCCUCAAGAGCAGAUCGAUUGCUUGCAUAACUGCUUGAGAUGCAUCUCGUCCAAUCAAGAAACCUAUGUGAAUUCUCUGGAAUUUUUGGAGAGUUAUGCGGGUCCUUCUUUCCGUCCAUCAAUCGAGAAAUUUCGAGUGGCUUUCGGCGCCGUUCCGACCAAUUUACACGUUCAACAAUUCAGCGUUGAGAAUCACGUGCAUUCCUACAUCACCGUUGGGACAGCCAGUGCCAUUCCGCUGAGAUUUCACGGUGGUUUAUCGCUGGAUCAUAUUCUUGAUUCGCGAUUCUUCCAUCGAAGACGCGUUCUGCUCGACGCCAAAGCAACGAUCGGUGCGUUGAGCCGACGGAUUGAAACCGACUGGCAUAUCGCUAGUUUCGGUAGUAUCGAUAAAACUGGAGUGCAGUUACUGGCUGACAUCAAACAGGUGAUUUUACACGAAAAUCUGAUCGAUUUGAUAAGUUCUUUUCCGGGUGUAGGCAUUCUGGUCGAUUUGUUAUGUGAAUGGGGACGUUUACAGACAGCACACGGGCGAAUUAUUGAUAAGGUAUCAAGUUGUAAUUUGUUCGUCUUGUACAGCAUUUUAAUUUCAUAG
Anisakis simplex (herring worm) is the source of this 1050-nucleotide messenger RNA. NCBI's taxonomy places the organism in Eukaryota, Metazoa, Nematoda, Chromadorea, Rhabditida, Anisakidae. The record is from the annotation of a GenBank genome assembly.